Molecule: messenger RNA, 4298 nt
Organism: Danio aesculapii
Lineage: Eukaryota; Metazoa; Chordata; Actinopteri; Cypriniformes; Danionidae
Exons: 9
Coding region: 76-1242 (388 amino acids)
Biological process (GO): transcription by RNA polymerase III
Cellular component (GO): RNA polymerase III complex
Molecular function (GO): DNA binding
Source: RefSeq, a predicted model, not a curated record
UGCUCCUGCAAGGAUGUAGCUGUCAGCUGGAUGAGUUUGGCAGAUAUGACGUGAGCUGUUUACACAAAUUUCAAGAUGUGUGAUCAUGGAGAUGGGGACGCGGAGGCGAGCUCAUCUUCCACUUUCAGACCGUCUUUUGCUCUGGGUAAAGGACUGCCAGGGCGAAUUUCACACAAUGCUCCUCCACCAGGCAGACUGACCUCCCUGCGAUCCAGAGACCUGACCCUGGGGGGAUUUAAAAAGAAAACCUUUGUACCAAAUGUUCACUCCGUUCGCAAAAGUAAAGAUGAGUUACAGGAGGAGCCUCACAGUGCACCAAAGAAAGAGAGAAGAGACAGGGAAGACAGACAUCGAGAGAGACGACAGCGACGAGAAAAGCCUCAAACCAUUCAGUCUCACUCCAUCUUUGAGCAGGGCCCUGCUGACACAUAUAGGAAACUAGGUAAUUGGGGCGGCUCUAACCUGACUGCUUGUGAUCCUGCACUGGUCACAAAAUGCAUUAAAAAAGAAAAGAACAACACAGAGGACGACGAUAAUGCAAUUUUGCAAAAACUCACACGAGAUAAUUUUUUGGAUGAUCCUGGACUAAAAAACGACCCUAAGCAAAGACCAAUCAGACUUCCACUCCAUCAGUCAUGCAACUUUUUGUCAACGGAUGCAGCUAGUUCAUUUAAAGAAGAGACAACGUCUGAUAACCCAAGGCAGUCAGCAAGAGUUGAGCAGAAAUACCCACCGACAUCGAGGAGCUCAUCUGCAGGUCCAGAACAGCCAACAGUUGGAGAACUUUUCCAGCAGCUCAGCGUUUCAGAUAAAGAAGAACUGCUGUUUAUUCAGCUUCCAGAUACCAUUCCUGGUCAACCUAAAACCUCCAGCCCAGAGAAAACCAGAAAGGAUGGCAAGACUGAAGAGAAGCGGACAGCGCAUAUUAAAGCUCUAGACAAGCCUGAUAAAAGCACCGUUCCUGUUUUGUCAGACUUCUCAGAGGGUCUGAUUGGAAAACUGCAAAUCAGAAAGUCUGGUAAAGUCCAGCUGGUCAUGGGAAAUGUUACACUAGACGUUUCAGAGGGAGCAGCCUUCUCUUUCCUGCAGCAACUGGUGUGUGUGCGUCUGUCGGAGGGCCUCACCGGUGACAUGACCGUGCUCGGAAACAUCACACACAAGCUGGUGUGUUCGCCCGACUUUGAGACUUUACUGCAAGAAGCCAAAUUACCGUCGGAUCCUCGCUCUGUUUCUAAGUCCUGAUUUUAUCACGCAGGGAUAUUUAAACUAAUGAUGUAAAUAGCUGUUUUUAUAAUGUUUCAUUUGUGAAGUUAAGUGUCCUGACAGUUACAUUAUAAGCUAAUAUUUGACAUUUAAUGGGGUAAAAACAUUUUUUAAAUGGGAUUUUGCUCACCAAGGCUGAAUUUAUUGAACAUAAAAUACAGUAAAAACAAUAAUAUUGUAAAGUGUCAUUACAUUUAAAACAUUUUUUUCUAGUUCAGGGUUUUCUGCAGGUUUACUCAGGUCAAGUUUAAGACUUUAUAAGACCUUUUUAAAACCAUCAAGAAUGAAAUUUCAGACUUAUAAAGGGCUAAACGCUAAGAAGUUUUGAAUGGCCCAGCAGAAAAAAAAAAGUUGCGCCAUCAAGAAACAAAUUCUAAUUAGCAAUUUCUUAGCCACAUAAUUUAAAUAAUGUCAAAUCAAGCAGACCCUAAUUGUAUACAUGCACAUUUUUUCAGCAUAACAUAAAAAAACUUUAAUAAACUAAAUGAAUGCACAAUAGACUGUUAGUUAUGAAUAUAAUUUUGAUGUUUGAUAAUUGGAUGUUGGAUUUGGUGUUGGAUCAAUUGAGUAGCUUUAGAUAAAUACUAAGACCUGUUUAAAAUUACUUAAGACUUACAAGACCAAUAUUCCAGUAAAUAUAAGACUUUUUAAGGCCUAAAAUUUACUUUUUGAAAUUUAAGACUUUAGGACCCGUCGGACACCCUGUAGUUAUUUUAAAAUUGAAAGUAUUCAUAUGAUGGUAAAGCUGAAUUUUCAGAAUUUUUACAGUGGUCGGAUCAUAAUAUGUUGAAAACUCGGCUAUGCAUAUGAUUUUUGUGGAAACAGUCAUACAACACAUUUCAAAUUCAAUAAUAAUUCAGUAAUACAAGGUAUUCAUAUUUUUACACCUAGUUAAAUCAAUAUUUAUUUGUGAUUAAUGCUUUAUAGAAUUAAUGCAAUAAACUGAUUAUAAUAACAGAGUUUCUGCAGGUUUCACCAAGUUAAGACAUUUUUAAGACCAUUAUGAGUGAAAUUUUAGACUCAUACCGGGCUAAUUUUUAUUUUUCCUUUCCAAAAAAUUAUUUAAUUGAAUAAAUGUAGCGGCGACAUGGUGGCUCAGUGGUUAGAACUGUCGCCUCACAGCAAGAAGGUCACUGGUUCAAGUCCUGGUUGGGUCAGUUGGCAUUUCUGUGUGGAGUUUACAAGUUCUCCCCGUGUUCGUGUGGGUUUCCUCCGGUCUCUCCGGUUUCACGUUCACAUUUUAAAGUUAAAAGUUUUAUUGAGAUCGAUUGGAUGGGUGUUGGCCAGAUUAGGUAGCAACAUGUGAACAAAGGAAAAUUAAGACCGGUUUAAAAAAGAUUUACGACCUACAACACAAUAUAACAGUACAUUUUUAAGGCCUGAAAUUUAGUUUUUGAGAUUUUAAGGCGUUUUAAGACAUUUUAAGACCCCGUGGACACCCUGAAUAAAAACUUUGUAAUAAAUGAGUUGUUUCUAUAAACUUUCUAUUCAUAAAAGAAUCACGAGAAAAGUUUUUACUAACAUAUUAUGCAGCAAAAUCUUUUUCAACAUUGAUAAUAACACUAAUAAAUGAGCAGCAAAUCAGCAUACUAUAGAUUUUUUUAGGGAUCAUGUGACACUGACGACUGCAGUUUAGCUAGUAAUUUGAAAGUAUUAAAAUUUACAGUGGUAAAUAUUUUUAAAAAUACUAUUUUUACUGUAUUUUUGACAAAUAAACUCACCUUGUAGAGCCAAAAACUUUUACAAAUCACAAUUAUUAGGUUUUUACCCCUAGUCUUGCACUUAAAAAUGAAAAUUAUGUCAUUUACUCAUUCAUUGUAUCGAAAAAGAGAAAUUUAGGAAACAUAAAACUCAAGCUGUUUUAUUUCCAUCCGGUUUCUUUAAGACUAGAGGUCACAAAACAAAAAAUGAUACAAAACUAUUCACUGAAAGGUCAUUGCCAUGGCAAGCAGAUUUCACUUUAGCAUUUUUAUAUUUUUAAAGUUGAUGCCUUUUAUGUUGUUUUUUUUCUUUGCUUUGAGUUAGUACGAACCCUUAUCCUAAAUCUUGGGCACACUGUAGAAUCAUGUUUUCUGAAAGAAAAAAAAAUGCACAAUUAUUUUUUUUUAAUUUUAAGACAUGCGCAGUCAUACAGGUUUGGAAUGUAUGGGCAAGUGAAUGACAUUUUCAUUAUUAAAUUGAACCGUUCCUUUAAAGGGGCCAUAUAAUAUGUGUUUUACACUUCCAGCGUUCUGCUGUGUUAACGUUGCUGUUUGAGCAUGAGAAACAGAUCUGCAAACAUGCAGUCUGACAGCAGCUUUCCGUGUGUCUGUACUGGAAAACUGUACAUCAGGAGUGUAGACUGACCAGACGUUUGUGUGCAUGCAGAUGCAUUGUUUGUUUGUUUGUUGUUGUUGAAGCUUUAAAGGCUCCGCCCUCUUCUCGAAUAGGGGUGGGGAGAAGCAGCAUCUUAUUUAUGUUUAAGGCAAAGCACUGCUAGCGAAUAGGGUUAAAAAAAAUUAACUAACACCCAUUUUAUUAAAUAUGUGCUAAUUUGCAUACAUUUCAAGCACAGCAUUUUAAAAUUGAAUACAGUCAGGUUCUAAUUAACUUUUUUUUUUUCAAAAUUAGCAUUUAGGUAUUUUUAGAGAGAAAAAUAUAUAAUGAGAAAAUAAUAAUUGAAUACAAUUAAAAGUAUGGAUUGAAAUUUAAAUCUAAAGAUACAAAUUGAGAAAGUGUGACAUAAGAAACACUUAAAAGUGUAUUUUGAUGUUUUCUUUUACAUUAGACUGAAAAAACAUGCACAACAAGACCUUAAAUAGAUUUUUUUUAUUGCCUGCAGUGUCCUGCCUUAAAGAAGCAUGCAUGAAAUCAGUGUUUUUGCUUUAGCCCAAAAUUGGACAUUUUAUAAAUGAUCCAUGAGUUAUUUUAAGCUGAAGAUUCUCAAACACAUUCGUACACGUCGAAGGUGAUAAAAUAUAUAUAAUAUGAUCCCUUUAACCCUUGUGUGCUGUUGGGGAUGUUUUCAUGCACUCUGGUGAUUUUGAGGCUUACUU